CCAAAACCCAGAAUCACCUCGCUUCCAAUCUUUCGAUUCUUUUCUAUUUCAUUGCUAUUUCUCUGUUUCAUUUCCAGAGUCUCUCCUUGGGUAAGCAGAAACCCUAAAACAAUUGUGGAUUUGUGUCUUCUCCUUCGAAUCUCAUCAAGUACUCCAGGAAACAAUCGAGGGAGUAAUUGGUAACAAAUCUCACCGUCUAGAGGUAAUUAUCUGCUGCCCAUGGAGACUAACCUGAAUAGGCCGCCGAUCCUCCCAAACUUCAGGUAAAACGUGCUUCUGAUUGGUGCUGUGCAGUGCAAGACCACUGGAGGACAGCAGUAUAUAUAUGAAACCAUCAGCCCAGAUGACAUUGCUACUGUUGUGUAUACAAGUGGAACCACAGGCAACCCAAAAGGUGUUAUGCUUACACAUGGAAAUCUACUGCACUAGACAAAUAACUUUUGGGAAAUUGUACCUGCUGAACCUGGAGAUAGACUCCUAAGUAUGCUUCCACCUUGGCAUAUGUAUGAGUGGGGAUGUGAGUAUUUCAUCUUUACACUUGGAGUCGAGCUAGUAUACACAACUGUCAAAAAUUUGAAGAAGCAUUAUUGAUGAACUUGAUGAAGAGCUUGAUUCUGCUCUUAACCUGUCAAACCUUAGAGCACAUCCUCCGAAGCCUAUCAUCCAUUAAUUCAACUAUGGCUGAGUUAGCAUUGUGCCAUAUUGGUUGCUAAUCAACUCUUGAUUCCUCUUGUGAAUGCAUUCCGAUAUGAGGGAGAUGAGGUCAAUAUGAUGUUAGCAAAAUCAGAGGCAAAGAUACUUCAUGAGAAGAUCUCAGACAAGGCAUACAAUGAUGAAGAGAUCAUCAGGAUUAUCUCUACAAGAAGUAAGGCACAGCUAAAUGCAACCCUCAAUCACUACAAUAAUGCAUUUGGGAAUGCUAUCAAUAAGGAUUUGAAAGCAGAUCCCAAUGAAUUCCUCAAAUUAUUAAGAGUUACCAUCAAAUGCUUGACUUGUCCUGAAAAAUAUUUCGAGAAGGUUUUGCGCCAGGCCAUCAACAAGCUGGGGACAGAUGAAUGGGUUCUUACCAGAGUUGUCACAAGUCGGGCAGAGGUAGACAUUUGGCUUUCCUGCAAAUGGUAUCCUACAAGUAACCUUUUAAAUUAAUUUUUAUUUCAAAGAUUUGUCGGCGUCUAUGAGAAUGAGACUUGGGGAUGGCUGCAUAUUAGUUGAUAACAGGAAAUCUGUUCAGGGAUUUAAUUCCAGGUUUUCAUAGACCACUUCUGAUCCUAUAAUUUUCCUUGACAAAGUGUUAGUAUGCCAAGUGCUUCUAGUUUGGAUAUUUUUGGUUCUCUAUCAUUUGAGUCUUGCUUUCUGCAUGCUGUUUGUUUGUUAGCCUAUUGCCAUGUCUUGAAUGAACAUAUUUGAAUCUA
Rubroshorea leprosula is the source of this 1412-nucleotide messenger RNA. Lineage: Eukaryota; Viridiplantae; Streptophyta; Magnoliopsida; Malvales; Dipterocarpaceae. The record is from the annotation of a GenBank genome assembly.